GUCAGUUAACAGGGGGCAACAACGGUUACAGCGCCCGUAUCGGUAUUCCCGAAUCCGGAUUAAUUUACUCAUACACUCGCCAAAAACGAUCCAGUUUUCAACUGACGACAGAAGCUGAAGUUAUUGUUUGUUUUUUUUCCUCAUAAACAUCAGGCUCGUGUAAGGGCACGGUAGCAGUUUAGCUUACAGGCUACAGCACAGCACAAAAAAACAGACUGAUAUUCGCUAGAUCUCCUGCUUUAUAAACCAGCUCUGACACUAUGACAUCAAGGAAGAAAGUUCUUCUGAAGGUGAUCAUUCUUGGAGAUUCCGGGGUUGGAAAAACAUCUCUAAUGAACCAGUAUGUGAAUAAAAAGUUCAGUAACCAGUAUAAAGCCACUAUAGGAGCAGAUUUCCUGACAAAAGAAGUGAUGGUUGACGACCGGCUUGUCACAAUGCAGAUAUGGGACACAGCAGGUCAGGAGCGGUUUCAGUCUCUGGGUGUAGCUUUCUAUCGUGGUGCUGACUGCUGCGUCCUGGUGUUUGACGUCACUGCCCCGAACACCUUCAAGACACUGGACAGCUGGAGGGAUGAGUUUCUGAUCCAGGCCAGUCCUCGAGACCCAGAAAACUUCCCUUUCGUGGUGCUGGGCAACAAAAUCGAUCUGGAGAAUAGACAGGUAACAACUAAGCGAGCACAAGCUUGGUGUCAGAGUAAGAACAACAUCCCAUAUUUUGAGACCAGUGCAAAGGAGGCCAUCAACGUAGAGCAGGCAUUCCAGACCAUCGCGCGCAAUGCACUCAAACAGGAAACUGAAGUGGAGUUAUACAACGAGUUCCCCGAGCCAAUUAAACUAGACCGGAACGAUAGAGCCAAACCAUCAGCAGAGACCUGUAGCUGCUGAGGACCUCCAGGGGGCGCAACAUUUCACCCUCAGCCUCUCUGGCCUCGUCUCUGCCUCAUUCCCUCCUCCUCACUCUCAUUCUCUCUCUUGCGUUCUUUCUUUCACCCCAACCCCCCCUUCCCCCCUUCCCCCAGUUCUUCUUCAUCGCCUUCCCACCCUCUACUUGAUAUAAUCACUGGCCUUUGUAGACGAGCAGACUUCCUCUCAUUCAGUAUCCUACACAGUUCUUAUUCACAGCCUUAGACACAACAUACACACACAUAUGCUCAAGAGGCUCAAUCUGGCACCAAUUUCAUACACAAAAUCGCCACCUCCCCCACGUUAAAAAAAGUCCUACUCAAACUUUUCACAACACUUGAAUGGCUCUUGAGACUUUUUAUAUGUAUGUCACAAUGAAAUUGGCAAAGUGUGAUGUGAACGCUGAAAGAUGGAGGUGUAUAAGAGCAUUAAAGCCGAAUGUUGGUACCAGAAAUACCGCAACGAUCAAUUGCUUCUUCAUUUUUGCUUGAAAUCGAAAGCCAGCCUGGUGUAAAGCAUGCUACAUUUGCAUCUCAAUUUCUCGAACCUGAAAACGCUCCUGGGUUUGCGAGGUCCCGACGCACUGGAGGUCUAAACACUGCCCCCGCUGUUACAUCUGAGAACUGCAGUCAGUUCAUCCAGUGUCCUUAAAAUGGAAUCAUCCUACUUAACCAUGUGAUGGGAAACUUAGAUAUUAUAUUACAAUUCAUACUAUUAUGACAAUUAGUAUUUCGAUAUUUGUUUUAUCUUUAAUCCUCAUGUCGGCAUGACGAAUCACCGCGAGUCUGCCAUGAGUAAGUAGUGGCGUAGGCCAUUUCUUGAUGUUUGUUUUUUUUGUUUCUUUCAUAUCUUGCCCGGACUCUAUCAGUACCUCAGGACGGUAGAGGACUUAAGUGCUCAGUAUCACUCGGAUAUUUUCCUGUCUGUUUGUUCAUUAUUAUUGUAAUUAUUAUUAUUAUUAUUAUUAUCUGUGUCGCAUUAUAUACAAAUACACACAACUAGACAACAUUGGGGAAAACUGAAUUGUUCAUGACAUUUAAUGAAACAAAAUGCACAGCAUAUACAUUGUUCAAGAUAAAUGUAUUUCAAAGUAAUAAUGGAAAUAAAAUUAAAUUGUUGAAUAA
Messenger RNA from Danio rerio (zebrafish), 2026 nucleotides. RefSeq names its product RAB7a, member RAS oncogene family (gene rab7a). Gene Ontology annotation, cellular component: bounding membrane of organelle; late endosome membrane; lysosomal membrane. Lineage: Eukaryota; Metazoa; Chordata; Actinopteri; Cypriniformes; Danionidae. The record is from RefSeq and is marked provisional. Gene Ontology annotation, molecular function: GTPase activity; GTP binding.